AUGGGCAAGAGUUCGUCGCCAAAAAGCAAGAGUGGCAAAAGUUCUGGAGGCAAAGAUGGUGGCGGCGAACCGCCGGUUGAGACUGGCAUACAGACCGAACCAGAUAGCUUCUGCUACCUGUGCUGCGUAGACUUCAGUGAUGGGGCCGCCGUUCAAGCCCACACCCUCCUCAUGGACCACGAGGCCCCCUACGACAUCAGCCAUCAACACUGUCGCAAAUGCAAGGACACUGUCUUCAUGAAGUGGUCCGAGAAACACAAAUGUUGCCUUGCAAAGUCUGCUUUUCUGCGCUACAUCAGUUCCAAUGUCUCACUAGGGGGUGGUCCGCCAUAUAGGUGUCUUUUCUGUCGUAGCAGACCUCUCAAGUCGCGCAGCGAAUUAACUGUCCAUCUGCUGGCCUAUCAUCGGCCCCAGAGACAACCGGGUGUUUGUGGUUUGUGCACGUUCACAUUUCAGGAACCUCCCCAGCUUCCGCCACCAAUUCCGCCUCCCCCAGCAAAUGCGGAUGAGGCCACUCUGCGACAGUAUGACAUUAAUCUCAAGAAGGCUCUUGGAGAGCAGAUGUGCAGGUUCGAGGCAGCAGAAGUAGCCCCGGGUCUUAUGGAGCUUGACAAACACUGUGCCAAAACACAUGUCCCCGCCUACACCCUACUUCUACGGAGGGAGCUGUUGACACAGUUUCAACUGCGGGAACCCUUCGCUUGCGUGAUUUGUGGCCAAGUCUUUCAUAGCAACAUUGAGUACCAUGCGCACAUUCUCUGCCGUCACGGAACAGACGCCCCAGUCAAGGAGGGGCUUCGAAUCUGCGCCAUGUGUUCGAAGGGUGUUUGGUCGGAGGACUGCUUCAACCAGCACGUGAAACGACGUCACGAAGAGGCGAUCGCGCAGAUGGCCGAUCUAUGGACCAGCCAAGAACUGCUAAUGGAUGCUACUGAUACCAACCAAGUCUGCACAACCUGCUGGGAGGUUCUGCCCAAUCCAACCCAACUUCAAGCACACAUUCUCGUGGCCCACACCACAGACAACCCUCUCGUCUGUGGUUGGUGUCACGUAGAAUUCACCGACUGCCCAGACCCUCUGAUCGCUUUCCCGAUUUUGUUGAAUCAUGAGAAGAACCACGCACGCAUUCUACACAGACAAGCUCUCGAAUCCAAAAAGACCUUUGAACCGAUACCUGAACCACUCAAUGAGGACUUCUCCAUGGAAGCUAUUGCUGUAGAAACCACAGAAACAAAGGUUGAUACAUCCAAGUCCUCGAAGAGCAAGUCCUCGUCGAAAAAGAAGAAGUAA
Messenger RNA from Spirometra erinaceieuropaei, 1290 nucleotides. Lineage: Eukaryota; Metazoa; Platyhelminthes; Cestoda; Diphyllobothriidea; Diphyllobothriidae. The record is from the annotation of a GenBank genome assembly.